Messenger RNA from Daphnia magna, 1072 nucleotides. Its product is annotated as ADP-ribosylation factor-like protein 4C. NCBI's taxonomy places the organism in Eukaryota, Metazoa, Arthropoda, Branchiopoda, Diplostraca, Daphniidae. Gene Ontology annotation, biological process: vesicle-mediated transport; intracellular protein transport. The coding region runs from base 1 to 633 and encodes 210 amino acids. The transcript is spliced from 4 exons. Gene Ontology annotation, molecular function: GTPase activity; GTP binding. Gene Ontology annotation, cellular component: cytoplasm. The record is from RefSeq and is a predicted model, not a curated record.
AUGGGAGCCAAUAUGGGCAAAACGAACGGUGGCUCCCUGCUGGAAAAUCUGACAUUGCCUUCGACUCACCCAACUCUGCACAUCGUCAUGCUCGGUUUAGACAGCGCCGGCAAGACGACGGCUCUCUACCGGCUUAAGUUCGAUCAAUACGUCAACACGGUUCCAACGAUCGGCUUCAAUUGCGAAAAAAUCCGAGCCUUGUCUGGCAAAGCCAAGGGUACUCAGUUUCUAGUCUGGGAUGUAGGUGGGCAAGAGAAAUUACGACCUUUAUGGAAGUCCUACACCCGUUGUACAGAUGCGAUCGUUUUCGUGGUGGACAGCGUCGAUGUCGAGCGAAUGGAAGAAGCUAAAAUGGAAUUGAUGCGAACAGCCAAAAGCCCGGACAAUAGUCAAGUGCCCAUUUUGAUCCUGGCCAAUAAACAGGACUUACCUGGAGCUCGAGAUCCGAAGGAAAUCGAAAAACAUCUCGGACUUCACGAACUGGGUACCGGUCACCUGUACCACGUCCAACCUGCGUGCGCCAUUACGGGCGAAGGACUUGACGAUGGAUUGGACAUCCUCUACGAAAUGAUUCACAAGCGCAAGAAACACUCGAAAAUGACGCGAAAUAAAAAUAAAAUACCCACCAAAUAAGUACGGACGGAAAUACGUUUUGGACAAAGGAAGGAUCCACGCACCAAAGACGUUGCCUGGCAGCAGCAUAACACGGCAUAUAUAUAUAAAUAACAGUAGAAAAAAAAAACGGGAAUUGUGGUAUUAUUUUUCCGCUCUCUUGGCUUCUAUUCUUCUUUUUUUUUUUGCUCAUCGUGUGUGCAAAAAAAAAGAGGAAGUUGAGAAACACUUAAAGUCGUGUAUUAUUUUGACUCUUUUUUUUUCUUUUCUUGUACAAUUGUAAAAGUUUUGUUUCGUUUUCGCUGUCGUGUCUUCACGUGUGUGUGUGUGUGUUUCGUUUGUUUGUACAUGUAAGCGUGCGUGUUGUAAAAGCCAAUGUGAUACGAAGAAGAAAACGGCAAAAAAAAAAAUUAAUAAGAUGACGAUAUACGAGAAGAGAAAUACAGUGUCUGUUCUUUCA